AUGGACUAUCAAGGUGGGGGAGGUUUUGGAAACAGCGGAAGUGCCGGGGGUAGCGGCUACAGUGGCGGUGGCGGUAGUGCGGGGAAUAGUGGAGGCAAAGCUCGUCGGUCCUACGACGAACAAACCAUGGUCCCCGUGACGAUUCGAAUGUGUCUGGGAGCCAUGCCGGACGAAAUAUCCGAAGGCGUGGGAGGCUUACAGCUCGAAGAUGGGCGUAGACUCUACCACGUGCGUUUCGUCGCAGCUGUCCGCUCGUUCGAGGACUUCUCGACGAACGUCGUCUACACCUUGGAAGACGGCACCGGAUUGAUGGAAGUCAAGCAAUGGCUGGACGAUAACCAUUGUACCGCAAUUGCCGAGAUGCGUCAGCACACACUCAAGGAAAAUAUCUAUCUGAAAGUUGUGGGGCAGAUUAAGGAAUACGACGGUAAAAAAAUGGUCGUAGCCGAAUCAAUCCGGGUACUAUCGACUGGGAACGAACUGGCCCACCACAUGCUCGAAGUAGUCUACGCUGGGGAAACUUUCAAGCGCAAGGACAGUAUCGUUGCACCGCAGUCAUCUAUGAUGUUCAACACCAAUACCGUGAAAGGAUCGGCGCUGCAUGCCAACUCUAGUGACGGCGGAUGGAAGGACGAGCUGCUGCGCUUUAUCCGGAUGGAAGGGGACAAGUCCGAUAUGGGGGUCAGUAUAGAUGCCUGUAUCAAGUACAUUGGACGCCCAUCGUCCGAAGUUCAUCAGGCCGUAGCUGAUUUCUCUUCCAAUGGAAAUCUGUACUCAACUAUCGACGAGAACUACUACAAGUUUGCUAUGUAA
Phaeodactylum tricornutum CCAP 1055/1 is the source of this 813-nucleotide messenger RNA. RefSeq lists its product with no specific name. NCBI's taxonomy places the organism in Eukaryota, Bacillariophyta, Bacillariophyceae, Surirellales, Neidiaceae. The transcript has a single exon. Gene Ontology annotation, biological process: DNA replication; double-strand break repair via homologous recombination; nucleotide-excision repair. Gene Ontology annotation, cellular component: DNA replication factor A complex; chromosome, telomeric region; site of double-strand break. The record is from RefSeq and is a predicted model, not a curated record. Bases 1 to 813 code for a protein of 270 amino acids.